UCUAUCUACACAGCAAGCCCCGGUCCAGACAAAUGAAGCUUUGGCACAAGGCGAUCCGCUGGCGAAGGCGCAGCUCCAAAUGCUCGGAGUUGGAGUCUCCGCUACCGAGGACGCCGGUACAACCAGGUGGAAACCACAACAACAGCAGCAUCGUUUGGUUCGUGAGCGAGCUUGACGGCAAAACCUCGCGGAUCGGGGAGAAUCAACCCGAUGUCAACCACGAGGAGGAGGAGCAGAUAAAGGUUGAUCCAUCACGAUACUCCUACGGAGCCAAGGGGUUCGUUGCCGAAGAGCAGCGCCGGGGUGGGGAGAAUGCCAACGAGAGCCUGCUGAGAAAGCAAGAGUUGGUCCGCGCUGGCGAUAAAGAGGAGAUACAGGAACUGCGUGCCUCCUUGCUGCGGUUGCGCGAUGUCCUCCGGAGAAGCGAGGAGAUGGCCGCGGCCCGGUUAAAGGCCGUUGAGGACGAAAAGGCUGCCUUGGAGGUGGCCUUACUAGCGGAGAGGGCGAAGUCGGCGAGACAGGAGAAAACCAUGCAUUUCCUUCGGGAGACAAAUAUCGAGGCUCAGUCGUUGGAGACCGAGCUGCGAGACCAAGUGGAGACGUUGAAGAUAGCAAGGGGCCAACACGGCGAAGGGCAAUUUCAAUCGAAAGAGGAGAAGGUCAGGAGCGGGUUGGCACGGCUGGUGGAAAAGGAUUUGCGGAAGCAGGUGGCCAUGCUCGAGCAGUCAACCGGGCAACAAGCGAACGAAAUUCGAGUUCUCUUGGCUCAGCUGCAGGUUCUGCAGCGGAACGGGGAACCGCACAUUGACAAUGUCUUAAUGGUAGGGAGCACCCAGGGUGCAAAUGCCACGCUUAGUGCUCUAGGUGACAGCCAUCCAGAUUGUCCACGGCUACGCGCCGACUUCUUAUCCGGCUGGAGAACCAUGACUGGGCUAGCAAUAGAGCGAAUCUUCAGGAUCACGGUUCCUGCAGACGUUGGCAAAACGCACGCCAGCUACGUGCGGUGUCACGGGAAUGUCGUCCGGCGCUUCCAUGGAACCUCUUGCAGAAGCACGUGUAACUUUACCGUCGACCCAAAGAAAGCUUCCCCGUGCGGACUGCAGGCCUGCAAGUUGUGCAACAUUUGCGUGCGAGGCUUCAAGCUCGGCAAGGCCUCCCGACGGUUUGGACGGGGAGUGUACUUCAGUACCAAGUCUGCCAAGGCCAAUGACUACGCGCAGGGGACAGAGAAAAAGGCAGAGGGAAGCGGGAAAAGGUUGCGAUGUAUUAUUGUGGCCGAUGUGGCAAAGGGGAGAUCGUUAAUCACCAAGGAGACUGGGUUUGACGGUGGCACCUACCCACCAGUAGGCCAUGACUCCGUCCAGGCUGAGGUUGGAAAAGGACUGGCCUUCGAGGAGCUGGUUGUGUACAAGGAAGAGGCCGCCCUACCGACACAUCUCAUCGUCUACACCCUUCCGUAGACCCCGCCACUACACUCUACAACACUCAUCAGGAGAAGUCACGCCGGGCAACAGGAUUCAAGCCACCAUGCGCGGGGUAACUCGUCGGUUGCGUAUUGUAGUGCCGCUGGAAACGCGCAUCGAGAUUGAUGGGUGCCUGGACAGAAUUGUUGUGAGCCACCUUUAGAUUUUGCUUAGCACAUGAGCGAGUGAUGAUACAAGACAAGAGAUGCUAUUUAGUUCACCGGGAGAACUUUCACCAGAAUGUGGAAAACGAGUUCGUGAAGUUCGGGGCGAGGAGUCUAGCAAUCAAGUGCGCAUACGAGGAGUCAGGGAUUUUGUGUCGGACUUCCUGCGGCCACAACCACUUCCUGAUGGGUUUAGCAUUCGUUGUAGCACGCUGAUGUUUUUCGGUCAUUUCUGGCUGGCUUGUUUGCGAAGAAUGGUUGAAUGAUGGAGGCCUGCAGAGUCUCAGCCGAACGAAACAAUAAGAUAGAUGUGUUGCCGACAGCUUGGUUUGGGUUACAUGGGACUCUUGAGCCCAGUAGGGACGGAGCAUGAAUUCUCCAAUGCGAGUUGAGUGCGCUGGAGAUGUGGAGUCGAGGCAAGUGUUAACGACAUCACCAACAAAGACUUCCAAGUACAAACGCGGGGGAAAACCGGGAACGCCUCUUUUGUAGAUGAUCCGCCGGUGAGGUGUCGGUUGUGCAGUCGGUUGUGCGUCAGCAUGUUUCCCCUUGGGGUACCGUCGACGCAUGAAAGAUAGCUAUGGACGGUGAUGAACGAGCUUAUUUGCCUAGAUCAUGGCUGCUGCUGUUUCCUGCAAAACACGUGCCCGUCCAUGUGCGUUAGUGGCUUUUGUGUUGCGAACAACGCGCACCAUACUAUACGCGACUCGGACGUGGGGAAGGAGGGGAAAUGACUGUCAUAGUUCGCCUUGCUACAGCUGGUCGUCUCCUAUUUAGUCGGACAAUUUGUUGGGAUACUAUGAUCGUCUCGUCUAGGUUCAUUGGGUUGCCCUUGUUUGGCCGCUACCCGCAUGAUAGGUCAUAGAAUUAGCUCGAUUUAUACGAUUGUUGUCGAGAGGAGAUUGAGGCUGGCUUUCUUUCCGGUGAAAUGGUGAAAGGGCGGUCCUUUUCACCAGACGGAAACAACAACAAAAAUGUGGAGACAAAUGGAGUCCAUAGGAAAAGAAGUCAUGGGACGCUCUAGUCCCUUGCAGAAAGCCACG
Messenger RNA from Ectocarpus sp. CCAP 1310/34, 2670 nucleotides. The record is from the annotation of a GenBank genome assembly. Lineage: Eukaryota; Phaeophyceae; Ectocarpales; Ectocarpaceae.